CUCUACACACACACGCACACACACACACCGCUGCGCCGUGAAAAAGCAGGUGACGGACCACCAGCCCGGAAACACACACACACCUAACUGCGCUCGUAUGGAUUUUUGGAACCUCCGUGUGAAUUGAGCGACCCUGGAACUAAAACUACGGUGGAAAGAAAAUAUGUGGCGGGAUCAGAUAUUUCUGACGCGCUGCAGAACAUCGCUGCCUGUAAAUACCUCCUGGGUGUUUGCGCGCGCGCGCGCGUUGCCAAAUUAGCUUAAACCGUGAAAUAAUUCCGCGUCUCUGGAGUGAUACAAGAGCAAAAGUUCGAAUUAAAUGAGGCGGAAUUCGUGAAGUGGAGCUGCUGGCGUACACUUGUGCACCGAAGUGACAAUUAAGAUGACAAAAGCCGUCCGCAGAAGCUGCGCUGGGAUCACGUCUUGGUGCUUGGAUCGCCAUCGACUUGGAGGACAGUCAGCAGGAGAGGAGGAGCGAGAGGGAGAUUUGGUGAUGGAGUGAGCUCAAGUGGAGAGCGUUUUCCUCAAGAUUCUGGGUCCAAUUAUGCGUGGACCCUCUCAGAGUCUGGCUUCCCACAACCACUUGGCUCCAUGAUUGAGACUCAGUUUUUCAUUUUUGCAUCUUUUAGGUCCCUGCUAUUUGAGUCUUCAUAGAGCACAUCAGCACAUCUGGAGUCCAUCUGCAUCCACAGAUGUGACUGAGCUGUCAACAUUUCAUCAUUACCAAGUCCAGAGAAUUAGGCCAUCUUCUUUUGCAGCCAAGGACUGAAAAGUACUGCCACACUUCCUCAUUGUUGUGGAAAAACUGGACAAUAUUCAACAAAAGGAACUUGCGAGUGAACUUCAACAAACUGCAUGGACACUUCUUCAAAGACGUGGCUGCCGCAUCAGGGUCAGUUUGGGUUGGUGGGUCAAGUGGAAGUCUGCUGUGGCGGACCUGGAGUGUUAACACCAAACCAAUCACGCAGGGCAAGUUUUGCCUCUGUAAGACAGUCCAGCAUGGAGACACCUCCCAAUGCCACCCCUCAGCCCUUCAGGCAGCCGAAACGUCAGAGUUUCCUCAAUCGAAGGCUGAAGGGCUCCAUCAAGAGGGCCAAGAGCCAGCCCAAACUGGACCGGACCAGCAGCUUCAGGCAGAUGAUUUUACCACGCUUUCGUAGUGCGGACCAAGAAAGGACACGUUUGAUGCAGAGUUUCAAAGAAUCACACUCCCACGAGUCCCUUCUCUCGCCGAGCAGCGCUGCUGAGGCUUUGGACUUGGUCCUGGACGAAGAUGCCAUCAUCAAACCGGUCCAUUCCAGCAUUUUAGGACAAGAGUACUGCUUUGAGGUUACCACCAAUUCAGGGACCAAAUGUUUUGCUUGCCGCUCUGCUUCUGAGAGGGACAAAUGGAUUGAAAACCUGCAGCGGGCUGUGAAACCCAACAAGAACUCAUCUUUGCCCUUCCAGGACAACAGCAGGCGAGUGGAUAACGUGCUGAAGUUGUGGAUCAUCGAGGCUCGAGACCUCCCAGCCAAGAAGCGCUACUAUUGUGAGCUGUGUCUGGAUGACAUGCUGUACGCCCGCACCACCAGCAAACCUCGCACCGACACCGUUUUCUGGGGCGAACACUUCGAAUUCAACAACUUGCCUACCAUCCGUAGCCUUCGUUUACACCUCUACAAAGAAACGGACAAGAAGAGACGCAAAGAGAAAAGCACAUACCUCGGCCUGGUCAGCAUCCCCAUUUCCAGCAUUACUGGCCGGCAGUUUGUGGAGCAAUGGUACCCAGUGAUCCAGUCAAGCGUUUUGGCUAAAAGUGGAGGCGUUGGAAGUGCCAAAGUGAUCAACGCCUCUCUGCGUGUCAAGUCUCGCUACCAGACAAUGAACAUUCUCCCGAUGGAACUGUAUAAAGAGUUUGCUGAGUACAUCACCAACAACUAUCGAACACUUUGUGCCGUUCUGGAGCCGCUUUUGAGCGUGAAGAGCAAAGAAGAGGUGGCGUUUGCUCUGGUGCACAUUCUUCAAAGCACAGGGAAGACCAAGGAGUUUCUUUCAGACAUGGCCAUGUGUGAGGUGGAUCGAUUCAUGGACCGCGAACACUUAAUUUUCCGAGAAAACACUCUCGCCACCAAGGCUGUGGAAGAAUAUCUUAAACUGAUAGGUCACAGAUACCUCAAGGAUGCCAUCGGUGAUUUUAUCCGAGCCUUAUAUGAAUCUGAGGAGAAUUGCGAAGUGGACCCCAUGCGUGUCCCCCCGUCCGUUCUUGCAGACCAUCAAGCCAACCUCCGCAUGUGCUCUGAGCUUCUGCUUUGCAAGAUUAUUAACUCCCUCUGCAUCUUUCCCCGUGAGCUGAAAGAGGUGUUCGCCUCAUGGAGAGCCAGGUGUGUGGAGCGUGGACGGGAUGACCUCGCUGACAGCCUCAUCAGCUCCUCGCUAUUUCUUCGCUUCAUGUGUCCGGCCAUCAUGUCCCCAUCACUGUUCAACCUGAUGCAGGAAUAUCCAGCCGAGCGCACUUCCCGCACUCUCACACUCAUCGCGAAGGUGAUGCAGAACCUGGCAAGCUUCAGCAAGUUUGGCCCAAAAGAAGAAUUCUUGUAUUUCAUGAAUGAAUUUUUGGAAAUGGAGUGGGGGUCCAUGCAACAGUUUCUCUAUGAAAUUUCCAACAUGGACACUGGAGGAAAUGCUGGAGGCUUUGAGGGCUACAUCGACCUGGGCAGAGAGCUGUCCAUGCUGCACAGCUUGUUGUGGGAGGUCAUGGGUCAGCUCAGCAAGGAUGCUAUCCUCAAACUAGGACCUCUGCCUCGGCUGCUGAAUGACAUCAGUGUGGCUCUGAGGAACCCGCAGCUUCACAUGCCAACAAAUCACCAGCCAGACCGACCUAAGGACCGGCUCUUCUCUCGGCCGUCAUUCAACCGGAUGAUGUCCUCUGACUUCCAAAGCCUUAUGAUGCGUGACCUCAACAGCUCUAUAGACAUUUCCCGUCUCCCCUCUCCGCCGACCGGGCCAUCUGCUGUAGAGUCGCUGUCAUCUAACCUGAAUAUGAGACGUCAAGCAGAACGAGAUCUCCGUUCAUCAAGGGAAGUGUUCUAUGUUACGCGGCCGCCACUCGCUCGCUCCAGCCCAGCGUACUGCACCAGCAGUUCUGACAUCACUGAGCCAGACCCAAAGGUCCACAGCGUGAACAAAAGUGUGUCCAUGAUGGACCUCCAAGACUCCCGCAUGAACAGCAUUUCCAACCUCAACUCAGUUGGAGACAUGCUGACCUCCUCCCAAGCCUCCAUCGCUGGACUUGGCCACAGCUUCGGGAACCUCGGUGGUCCGCUUCGCAUGGGAGGGCAUCUACCAAGUGGAGCGUCAGGUUCUGGGCUGAGGCUGAGCCAGAUGGGCCACAUUGGUGGGCCCACUGAGUCCAUCUCUCAGCAGCAGCAGCAGGCGGCAGCAGCCAUGCACUUUCCACUGUCUUUCCAGAACCCUCUGUUUCACCUGGCUGCGCAGAACUCGCCGGCCCAGUCUCAGGCCCAGCCUCCCCCUCCUCUGCUGCUGGCUCCUGAGGCUGAGAACGGUCAUCACGACUAUGCACCGGCCUUUGGCAACAGUGCUUUUUCACGCAGCGAGGACCUCUCCGCCCUGAGGUCACAGAGCAGCCUGGUGCAGCCCAGCAUCGUCCACUCACACAGCUACAGCGAUGACUUCACUCGACAGAACCAAAAUAAUGAUUUUGUCUGGCACCAGCUGUCACUGCAGGUUCAGGAGUCCCUUCAGCAGCAGCACAUGAUGGGAGUGAAUUCUCAGACCCCUACAGGCACAGGGACCCCUGCCUCACUGGCCACACCUCCCACCACUGUCCAUCCUGUCCGCCAGUCGUCCAUGGCCCAGCUGCAGCAUCUCAAAUCACAGCGAUCCAUCAACACUCCAGCCACGGCCACGCCUCCAAAAGCGCGCCCACAGAGCCGGAACCUUCUGCUGGAUCAGAACGACACAAGCUUCAGUGGCAGUGGGCCCAAACAUCGAGCUCAGCAGCAGCAACAGCAGCAGACACAGCAACAGGACCCGCAGCAGGUCUCGACGGACAGUCCCGCUCCGGGACUUCCGUACCAGAACAGCUCCGCCAAAGAGAACCAGGGUCAGCCAGCCGCGGCAGAGGAGUCGACAGACACGCCCACUAAAAGCAGCAAGAAGGCUCAAUCCCAACUGCAGCCACCACAACCUCAUCUGCUCAAACCAGUCAUUAAUAAACAGGGCUCUCAGUCGGCCUUGAACACUUCAGCACUGAAUGAGCGGACGGUCGCUUGGGUGUCCAACAUGCCACAUCUCUCAGCUGAUAUUGAGAGCCUGCGGCCGGACCGAGAGGGUCAGCUGAAAGAGUAUUCCAAGAGCAUGGAUGAAUCACGGCUGGAGCGGGUCAGAGAGUAUGAAGAAGAAAUCCACUCCCUGAAAGAGCGGCUGAAGAUGUCCCAUCGCAAGCUGGAAGAGUACGAGCAGCGUCUUCUGUCACAGGAGCAGCAGACCAGCAAGAUCCUGCAGCAGUAUCAGUGCCGACUGGAAGACAGCGAGCGCCGCCUGAAGCAACAGCAAAUGGAGAAGGAUUCCCAAAUCAAAGGCAUCAUUAACAGACUCAUGGCUGUGGAAGAUGAGCUGAGAGUGGGUGCCAUUCCUGAUAUUAAGCCUCGAAUCCUCACAGACCAGUCUAUCAGCCAGGGCUAUGGGGGCCUCCCAGGAUCCUGACCAGAGUCCUUGAUGGUGACUCGGGUUUAAGAAGACAGUUCCACCAUCGAAAACUACCCGAAGAGAAGCUGUGGCAGGACAACAGAAGGCUUCUAGUCACUCUAUUCUUUAAAGAUAAUACGUUUGCACAAACAUUGCCUGCACCAGAACGUGACAAUCAAUCUAGCGCGAGGACCAACAGAGAAACACCUGCACAGGUAGAAUCAAAAGCCAACGCCUCAAGAAUGGCAAUACUGAUCAUAAUCAUUUAUCUGAACCUUAAUGUGUAGACGUGUUGCAAAAACGAUGAUUGUCAAUUUUACCUUCAAAGCAACAAUUCGAGUUUUUCAAGCACAAAGCAUGACAUCAUCGCCAUGAGCACCAGUCAACAGCCAGUCUUCUUCUGCUCAUUACUGACUACGUAACCAGCAAAUAUGUUUUGACCUACAAGUGGCAUCGUUCGGCAGCUUCAUUUGAACAGCGCUUGCUUAUUAUUUCAAGAUGCUUUCCUUGUCUGGCAGUGCAGCAUUUACAUGGAUCAUGGAGAUUAUAGAGCACCGGCAUUUAAAUUUGAUUAUAGAAAGUAUGGCGUAUGGAAUAUAUGUAUAUUUUAAAGAUUAUGUACAAUCAGAAUCAGCAAAGUGUUUGGCCAGUAAUGUAAAAGCAUUUUUUAUUUUUACUUUUCAAAUGACUUAAUUUUCUUGUGGUGUUAAGCUCCAAUAAUACAAAUUAAAAUAGAAUCAUAUUAAACAAGUGAAAUAAGUCUGCUAAAAUGUGAAAUUUAAUAAGUAAGUGCAAUUCAAUAGUCAUUAUAAUAAUGAUGUGAGAAAUAAUGUUGUAUUUAUGAACUAUCUACUGUAUUCAAUGUAUGCACAAUCCCUUAGUCUUAAGCCCUUUCUUUUAUUUAGUCCACAGCAAAUGAUGAAACCUUUAAGUGCAUUUUAGGCUGAAGAAUAUUUCUUUCCAUGUAAAUGUUGCUGCUGCGCCAUCAUGAAGUGACGACAGUGUUGAUGAUCAUGGUCAACUCACUAGAAACAUGACGACUGACCUGAAGAGGGAUGACAGAGCUGCAGCAUCUCAAUAUGAAGAUGUGUUCACAUUAGUCUGUUCAAAUUGAUCAAUUCAGGUUCUAAUCCAAGCUGCUUGAACUUUCUUGCGUGAGAUUUAAGCUUCCUGACAAAGGUGGGCUGCGAGUGUUACUUUGUUCCACUGUAGCGGCAAGGAUUGCAUGAAAACUGCAAUUUUCUUGUUGUAAUUUUUAGGAAAGGAAACUGAUCACCGCCUCAUGGGGUCAUAAUCUCUUAUCCAGUGGAGCCAAACUCUGGAGCUUUAAACUGAGGCAUCUUUUUUGUCUUCGGCAUCACCCAGCCAUAGAAAUGGUGACGAAUUGAAGAAAGAAAAUGUGUUCUUAAAACUUCUUUUUUAGAGCAAGUCAUGCAGAUGUGCGACAGGCUUUGCAGCGCAUCACCUUGUCACUCUGCGCUCGGCACAGCUUUCGGAUGGUGAGACUGACACCUAUUUUUAAAGCAUCCAAAACCGUGUCCUGAAUUGCGCGCUGCAGCUCCUCACUUCCAUGACACCCCUCUCCUCAAGAACCUGAAAUCUUAAUUGGAAAACUUGCGGACUUCAGAUGUGAACACGCUUUUGUAUAUUGGGUUACUGCGACUCGAUGAGCUGCCGACCCUGGGGGCGUCGUGAUGACGUCACGUACGGUAUUACUCCCAAUACAGACUUCAGAAUGGUACAUGCUGCUAAGAUGACAGCAUGGGAUUAAUGUACUACGAAAGAGUGCACUGUUGUUUUUCACCUUUCCUUUUAUGUUUAAGUCUCUUAAGUGCAAUAAUGAAAGAUGGAGGGUGACGUCAAAAGCUUUCUGGAUUGAGAUGGGGACAUGCAGACAACAACAAUAUUAAUGUAACUUAUGAGCAUAUGAACUUCAGAUAUUUAUCUACCAGAGGCUUUUGUACAGCACUUUUUAUCAUGAGCGAGCUCUGUACACACUCCUUUAGUCCCCAGAGCGACCAAGAGUGGGGAUAAGGUUCUAUUCUAUCAAGUACUCAUCUGUUGUGUGUCUGUGGAGCAUCGAUGUGCAACAGUUCUGCAUGUGCUUUUGGAAACGUGAGGAUGAGUCUGUCAGUUUGGAUCUUAUCAUGUACAGAAGAACAUUUGCUUUCUUAUCAGGAGGCGUCUUUUUUUAAUCAAACCUGCCUGACUCUUCGCUUUUUUUCCAAGAAGAGGGUGACGUUUUUGCAGUAUCCAACUGAAGCAGAGCGAAGGUGGAACCAACCGAACGUGGACACGUUUCUACGCAGGGAAAUGUUUGUAGUAUAUAUAUAUGCGUCGGACGUGACUGCCUUACAGUCCGCGCCACUAGGCCUGAAAUAUAUACGAACAAAUGUAAACUUUGUAUAUUUAGCGUCCUCCUUUUUGUAGUCAGGUGAUGGAUUUAAAAAGCUGUGUGUUGUAGUCAGAAUAUUUAUGAAUCAAAACAUCUAUGAUCUUAACCUCUUGCCUUUAAGCCAGUUUCUUUUGAGUAUCAGUUCAACAAAGCUCUACGUUUAUGUUACCAGAAAUGUAUAAAAUAGCUUAAUGUAUAUUUAUUCUUCUAUGUAAGACGUAUAUCCAGGGUAGGCCUUCAGGCAUGAACUCGUGGUAAACUCAUACUUGUAUUAUCUCUUAAUGCUGCAACCCAGAGACCAUAUAGAGAGGGAGUGCGUCUGUAACACUUUAUAUCACCUCCAACAAGCAGUGGUGCUCUCAACAAGACUGGACUGCAGUUUUAAGGUAACCAGCUUCAAGUUAUUUGCAUUUAACUACUGUGUUUCUGAAGUAUAGUUCUGCUCUUCUGUUGGAAUUAUGAGGAAAGGACCAUAGAAGGAUGAAGUGAGUUGUUGAGACAACAUUUCAGUCACACUUCAGUGAAUGAAUAUGUCAGAAAAAAAACUCCAAAAAAGACUGAAAAGCACAAUAGUGAUCUGCUCUGUAAUGUUAUCGUGCUCAUCAUCACAUCAGCAAGGUGACAAAACAUGUGAAAGCUGGACUGGGGAGUGAAAUAUGAUGCCAGGUUCAUCGAGCCGUGUUGUCUGAAAUGGAGAAGUCAAUGGUACAGAGUCACAAAAGCUGCUGUGAGCACAUGCAGUUCUUGAUGGGCUGGUGAGGCUUCAUGAAACAGUGUCUUUAUUUUCAUGCUACGCUACAUGACACUUGUUGCUGUGAAUGCUUUUGCUAGGAACAACUACUUCAUUUAAACCUCAUGUCACUUUUAAAGCAAGAGCGCCACCUGCUGAGCUCAGAGGAUGAGCACACAGUUUCAUGAAGCUUCACCAGCCCAUUACUUCCAGUGGAAAUAGGUGUUGGAGUGAAUGGGUCAUUCUACGAAGCCAGUGCCAUUUACACGCCAACUUUUUAUGCAGAAAUAGGUUAUUUUAAGCUACUUUUUUACAUUAAUAUUUUCAUUUUCCAUUGUGUCCCAAUUGUCUUUUUCCUAUCAGGAAACAAUACCGCUUUCCACUCAGAAUGCCUGCAGUGCUACUGACAAGCUAAGCUAGCAAGUACGUUAAUUUUACGUUGUCCGCCGUUUACAGUACAGAAAUUUUGUCUAAGUUCCCCCACAUAUUAUGCUUUAUGGCGGGGUUAUGUCAAAUUGUGUGGGAGCUUCUGUAAGAGUAAUGUCAUCUGCUGUGUGUGAUGUCAGUUAAAAACAGUGUCUUGGACUUCUGACCUUUUUUAAUAUACAGUGUAAUAUUCUAGAGGAUAAGGUCAUAUGAAUGCUGAAAAAAUUCAUUUCGCUAAGUCGGAAUUUGGAAUGUCCUGAGUAAAUAUGACUAAAAUGUAUAAGAUUCAUAUUUUACAAUGGCAUUGCGACAGGAUUUCACAGCACUUAAGUGACAGCAGUGAUCCUAUCAGUUACAUUUUGACACGGUACAUUGGGACUGCAGGCACUGGUUUUGUAGAAGUACCCAAACACCACGAACAAAAGACUACUGUGUAAUGAUGGGCUGGUGAGGCUUCAUGAAACAGUCCACUCAUUUUCAGCGUCCACUAAAUGCACUGUCUGCUCGCAGAUCUUUUGAUUUCUCAUUGAUAUUCUGAAGUAUUUUAAUGAAACCUUUUCACUCACACGCUGUUUCAUGAUGCUUCACCAGCCCGUCACUAGCUGUGUGUUUCAAAGAGCUGCUAUCCAUAUAUUGUGCGAACGUUGUGGGUGUGUGAGGUUAUUGAGAAAGUCUUGCACUGUAAGUGCAAGUCGUUGAAAAAUUCAAGCAGCAGAGCCAAUUAAAAGAGUGUCGAAAGAGGUUAAAGAAAGAGAACAAAAGGUAGUGGUGACAUCUUGUUCCUCCUCAACAGACCUUGUGACUUCAUAGUUUCUGAUGAUUUGUUUUCCUUCCAUCUGCUGGACCAUGAAGCCACUUAGAGCCACCAAAUGUGAAACAACCCUGUGUAAUACAGAUGAGUGGGAAGGUGUGUUUGUAUUGAUGGGUCUGAGGCGGUUUUAUUUGCAUGUUUGCUCAAUUUAGACUUGGUUUCAACUGUUUAGUUCAAGUGCCGUUACCAUGACAUUCAUACCUAUUUAUUCAAAUUAAAGUCUGAGUCUCAGGUGUUUCGAGGAACGCAUAGUCAGAUAUAACAACCUAUAAAAGUAUUAUUGAAGCUAAUAUUGAUAUAUGUUUACGCUAUAUUACAGAUGAUUUAUGAACUUUGAAUGAAGCUAAACAGGACCUAACACUAUCGUUUAAAUAUUUUAUUUUGACAACACAUGAGACUAAUGUUUAUAAAAGUGGAUGUACAACUCCGUUGAAUGAUUGAAUUCCUCUUGGCAGCUGCUUAUCUGCGAUUCAUUUUGUGCCACUGACUUGAAUCAGGCCUCCUGGAUGUAAAACCCUUCAUUUACUUGACGUUUCCUUUGAAAGAAGCCAUGUGCCAUCGAUAAGCCAUACACUCCAGUUCCCCCCGGUGUCGUCUGGUGGAUGUUUAAAUGUGGGUACUUUCAUUUAUAAUGGUAGUUACAGUGGGUACGAUUGCGCUUGUACUAUAUUAUUAUCAGUGUUGGUAUAUUUCAAUGAUAUUGAGUUGUUUGAGCAAAAGGAAUGUAUUCAUUUGAAGGUGAUUUUCUUUUUUUUUUUCCCUUGAGUGAUUUCAAUAAAUGAUUAAAUACCGAAUUGAUGAUGGAUU
Molecule: messenger RNA, 9858 nt
Organism: Synchiropus splendidus (mandarinfish)
Lineage: Eukaryota; Metazoa; Chordata; Actinopteri; Syngnathiformes; Callionymidae
Product: ras/Rap GTPase-activating protein SynGAP-like
Exons: 21
Coding region: 856-4707 (1283 amino acids)
Biological process (GO): regulation of GTPase activity
Source: RefSeq, a predicted model, not a curated record